Molecule: messenger RNA, 2103 nt
Organism: Cladophialophora carrionii CBS 160.54
Lineage: Eukaryota; Fungi; Ascomycota; Eurotiomycetes; Chaetothyriales; Herpotrichiellaceae
Exons: 1
Coding region: 1-2103 (700 amino acids)
Source: RefSeq, a predicted model, not a curated record
AUGCCUGCUUUCUCUUCCCUCCGAAACCGCGUCAACGACACCAUCUCCCAACGAUCCAGCAGUGGCAGUGGGACAAACCAUCAGCAGCGCCAGACAGGGGUGGAAGAUGACCAGUCACUCGCGACCAUCCUCGGCCGCGAGCAGCGAGCAGAACUGACGGUGCUAAUCUCGCAGACUACGGAGGAGAUGAGGAGAAGUCUGGUCCGGGUGUUUGAUGAGCGGCGACCGGUCGAGAAAGCGAAGAAUGAAGCUCAGCCUCAGAUGGUACCUCCAGACGAAGGAGGGGAACCGGUAAAGGAGAUGUCGGAGCUGACUUUAUCCGAGAAAGACGCAAAGGUACUCGCACAACAACCAGCACGCAGACCAGGUGAAGAAGACAACUCGCUUCAAUCAGAAAUUGGGCCCGAACCUGAAUCCGAAUCCGAACCGGACGCCCUGCUCACCGCGCCAACACCUGAAUCCAAAGCCCUGAAACAAGCAGCCCUCGCGUUCUUCGAUGCCUGGGCGGAGUCUGUGAUCCUCCGGGUCGGGGAAGUCGUCAACUCACGCGACCCUGAAAACAACCACGCCGCACAGCCCAGAAAUCCGGAUGCCGCCCGGAAGCUCGCGGCCGAGUCGUCAAGACAGCAGUUCCAACCGACCGACCGCGAACGGGAAGUCGAUAUGCGACUCUCCAAGGUCUUCCCGCCGAUCCAGACGUCAUUGGCGUCGCUCAGCUCGGGAGAGCGAAGCACAAUCGUCAAUGCCCUCCUUCUCCUGCUUCUAUCCCUCGAAUCCUACCGCGCGCACUCCCGCACGCUCAUGAUCCGCCUGUCCAUCUCCCUUGGCGUCUCGGCCGCCGAACUCACGAAAAUGGAGAAAGACACGGCAUUUGGCCUGUUGACCGCAGCAGCAAAGAUGGACGCGUCGGAAUCCACGGCCAAAGCACAGGAGAAGUCCUCGACGGCGAGGAAGUGGAAGAUCGGUGUUGCGGGCGUGGCAGGUGCAGCCUUGAUCGGCAUCACUGGUGGCCUGGCAGCCCCAUUACUCGCGGCUGGAGUAGGCACCCUGAUGGGCGGUUUAGGCUUGGGCGCGACCGCGGCGGCAGGAUACCUAGGCGCGUUGGCGGGCAGUUCCGUGCUGGUUGGGGGACUGUUCGGAGCGUACGGUGCCCGCAUGACAUCCAGAAGUAUGGAGCGAUACGCCAAGGAAAUCGAUGAUUUCGCCUUCCUACCCAUCCGAGGGAGCGAGGAUGAUCCAGAAGACGUGCAGAAGCAGCGACGCCGGCUGCGCAUCACCGUCGGCGUCACAGGCUGGCUCAGCGACGAGGAACAAGUCACCCUGCCGUGGCGCGUCCUGGGCCAAGGCGGCGAACCUUUCGCACUCAGGUGGGAACUCGCCGCCCUGCUCACCCUGGGCUCCGCGCUGAAGGAUUUCGUCGUCAGCCAAGCGUGGAGUCAAAUCCGGCGGGAGAUCAUCAAACGCACCAUCUUCGCGGCGGUGUGGGCGGCAUUGCUCGCGCCCCUCGCGAUCCGCAAGGCCAUCAAAGUCGUGGAUUCGCCGUUUGGGAACGCGAAGAACCUGGCCGUCAAGGCCGGAGAGGUGCUCGCCGACGCGCUGAUCAACAAGGUCCAAGGAGAACGGCCGGUGAGCUUGGUGGGACAGAGUCUAGGGGCGAGGGUCGUCUAUUCGUGUCUUUUGACGCUGGCGAAGCGGGGCGCCUUCGGAGUGGUUGACAACGUCGUGCUUAUGGGCGCGCCCGUGCCGAGUGACGUGGAGCAGUGGAGAGCCAUGCGCAGUGUCGUCUCGGGACGGUUGAUCAAUGUGUACAGCAAGCAGGAUUACAUCCUCGCCUUUCUGUACCGCACCACUUCUGCGCAGCUGAGUAUUGCCGGCCUACAGGACAUCGAGGGCGUGUACGGCGUGGAGAACUACGAUCUGAGUGAGCAGGUCGCAGGACAUUUGAAGUACAUGCAUCUAACGGGGACGAUUUUGCGGGAAGUCGGAUGGACGGAUAUCGACGAAGAUGCCUUGAGACGCGAGGAUCUGUUGGUGAAGCAGUUGACCGAGGACGAGAAACAGCUCGAAGCUAAAGGCGAGGACCCCGAAAAGGCGGAUAUUUGA